AUGAUUAAAUGCUAUUCAUGCAAUGAUUAUGAUAUUGAUAUCAUGACUUCUAUGGAUGAUUCAAAACGUUCUUUAGUGGUUAUGGCUGAUUCAAGAGUUCGCAAGAAUGCAACAGAACCAAUCAAUACAUACUCAUUCAUUCGUGGAAGUUAUGAUUCAACAUUAACCAGAACAGUGAAUGAUAUAUUAAAUGAGUUGAAUAUUAAGGUAAGAGUUGAACAAAAGAACGAAGAAAUAAAGACCAUUAUGAAUGAAAACAAAGAUGUAAACAUUGACGAUAAACUUGCCCAGAGCAUAGUUGAUGGCAUCUGUGAUUUUGAAGUACAUAAUGACGGUGGAAACAUGAAUUUAGAAAAAGAAGUUACAUUAUUCACACUGUUUCAAGCUAUUAAUUCGUUACCUAAUCAUUUGAUUAAUGAAGCAUACGAUAACGUUUAUAACUUCUGCAGUUUAACAGAAAAUGCUAAAAGUAAUUUUGAAAAAGCACGUGGUAGAUAUGCACAUUUAAUGACUUCUCCAUUUGUUUUGGUAAAGAUUCUAAAACUAUAUCAAAAGGAAUAUUAUGAUGAAUACGUUUUACCUUUAUUACGUAAGCCAAAAAUAACAUUUGAUAUCAAACUUGAUGACUCGUUUUUGAUAACAGAUAUUAGACGCAAGGCUGAAAAUCAUCAGUAUAAAAACAGUUCUGAAGUAAUUGAGGAUUUAUCACGUGUAAUCCGUUUUGUAGAUUGUGGAAAUAAAUAUUUCAUUCAAAAGGACUAUAAUAUUCAUGAUAAAAUGAAUCAAAUAUCAUUCGUUCUUCAAUCAAACAUGAAAGAGUCACUUAAAAUGAUUAAAUUAUUUAAAGAAGAAGGUAAAACAAUAACAGCAUGGGACGUACUACUAAAUCAAUUGUCUUCAUUAACCGUUAAGGGUGUUUGCUUUAAAUCUGAUUCUCCAGAUGUUUUCUCAACGUUUCAGGGUUAUAAAUACAACAUUCUCGAAAAGCCUGAUUACUCAAAAAUUGAGAUGUUUAUGAAUUUCAUUAAA
Molecule: messenger RNA, 1029 nt
Organism: Trichomonas vaginalis G3
Lineage: Eukaryota; Parabasalia; Trichomonadida; Trichomonadidae
Exons: 1
Source: RefSeq, a predicted model, not a curated record